Molecule: messenger RNA, 915 nt
Organism: Drosophila serrata
Lineage: Eukaryota; Metazoa; Arthropoda; Insecta; Diptera; Drosophilidae
Product: COMM domain-containing protein 2
Source: RefSeq, a predicted model, not a curated record
CCCAAGGUUGGCAGCACUGGUUAGGCAUCCACCAAUGCAGCAACAAAAUAAUGUUGAUAUUUGUAAUUCGUAAAGCAUGAAACUUCGGUGGCAAAUCCUUAGGAAGAGAAGCUUUUGAAUUUUAUUUUCCCGCAAGAUGUCAUCUCUUCGACUGAGUCAAAAGCAACGAGACCAUUUAACUCUUCUCCAAAGACCGGCCAACGAUGUUGUGGAGCUGUGCAAGUCAGCCUUCGAUUACCUGAUAAAUGGACCCAAUCUCGGUCGCUACGAAGCAAUGGCCAAAAAGUAUUCUGAAUCCAGCAGCCCGGAGGAAGUGCAGCGGACUGUAGAGGCGCUGAUAUCGCUACUGAUCAGCGUGACCACCCGGGUCAGUGUUAGCAGUUCCGCCCAUAUGCAGUCGGUCCUGCGUCUGACAUUUCCCGAACUCUCCAGCGAUGUGCUGGAGGUCCUCGAACAGUUCGUUACGAGCAAGCGGACCUUUGUGGAGGGAUCGAUCAAGUCGGCCAACAUACGUGCUUUUCGCCUGAUCAACCUGAACUGGCGCCUGGAGGUGCGCACCGCCUCGCGUAGUCUGCUGGAUCAGUGCACCGUUUGCAUCGUCAUGAAACUCUAUCUGCAUACCGAACCGAAGAACGAGAAUAGAGAGCUGCUUUCAGUGGACUUAAGUAAGCGAAGCGAACAGGAGCUGGCGACCAUGGAGGAGGACGAGAGGAGGCAUCGAAAGGAUGUGCUGGUGCAAACGGAUGUCAGUAGCUUGGUGCACAUGAUCAAAGCGCUGGAGGACGCUCUGGCAGAGUCCAAGACGCGACGUGUCCGCAACAUCGUCGACGCCAUUCACUGAUGACUCCAGAAAUCGCCUAGUAAUUACGCUACUUUAAUCUGGACCAAUUUAUUAAAACUAAAGCUAACUAUUAA